ACUCCUGCUCUCUCAUAUUCCAACCCAUUUGCAAGAUUUCUUUGCAUUGUUUAAUUUAAUAUAUUUGAAUUUUCUUCAUUCCGGAAAUGGUAUGGCCAUGUACUACUAUAAAGCUUAACCAAGUAAGAAACUGGACAAUAGAACUCAACACAUCGCAGAGAUUCAGAGAACAACUUGUGAAGUCAUUAUUUCUUGAAUCUUGUCAUCAAAGAUGACCAGCAACAGCAGUUCAGCCACUACAUCAGCCAAAAGACUAGAAGGUAAAGUAGCAGUCAUCACUGGAGGUGCAAGUGGAAUUGGUGCUACCACGGCUAAGUUUUUCAUCAAAAAUGGUGCCAAGGUUGUAAUUCUUGAUGUUCAAGACGAUCUUGGCCAUUCACUCUGCAACGAAAUCGGCCCAGACCACAUAUCGUACGUCCAUUGCGAUGUUACCAACGAAAUCCAAGUCGAGAAGGCAAUAGAUUUUGCAGUCUCAAAAUAUGGUAAGCUCGACAUCAUGUACAACAAUGCAGGCAUAACGGGAAGCGUCGAUCCAAGAAUUACAACCACAGACUACGAAAACUUGAAAAAAGUAUUCGAUAUCAACGUGUUUGGCGCCUUCCUCGGCGCUAAACAUGCAGCCCGCGUGAUGAUCCCGGCCAAAACGGGCUGCAUUCUCUUCACCGCGAGUGUGACAGCCGUUGUAGCAGGGAUGUCACCGCACACUUACGCUUCAUCUAAGCACGCUGUAAUUGGACUAGCCAACAAUUUGUGCGCCGAAUUGGGGCAAUAUGGGAUAAGAGUAAAUUGCAUUACACCAUCUGUGGUAGCUACUCCAAUGGUGUCUAAAUUUGCUGGGGGGAUUGAUCAGAGUAAGGUGGAUGAGGCAGUUAUGAAAUCGGCUAAUCUGAAGGAAGCAAAGUUAGAGGUUGAGGAUGUUGCAGCAGCUGCAGUUUAUUUGGCAAGUGAUGAGUCUAAGUAUGUGAGUGGAUUGAACCUAAUGAUUGAUGGAGGAUAUAGUAAAACUAAUCCACUUUUUGCCAUGUGUAUAAGAGAGGUUCUCAGUGGCUUUUGAGCAGAAUUAUUUUGGAACUAGCUCUUAAUUUUCUCUAAUAAUCUAUGAGGGUUUUUAUUCCUA
Messenger RNA from Nicotiana tabacum (common tobacco), 1117 nucleotides. Its product is annotated as short chain aldehyde dehydrogenase 1-like. The record is from RefSeq and is a predicted model, not a curated record. Lineage: Eukaryota; Viridiplantae; Streptophyta; Magnoliopsida; Solanales; Solanaceae. Gene Ontology annotation, molecular function: oxidoreductase activity, acting on the CH-OH group of donors, NAD or NADP as acceptor.